Anguilla rostrata (American eel) is the source of this 3151-nucleotide messenger RNA. RefSeq names its product integrin, beta 6 (gene itgb6). Lineage: Eukaryota; Metazoa; Chordata; Actinopteri; Anguilliformes; Anguillidae. The record is from RefSeq and is a predicted model, not a curated record. Gene Ontology annotation, cellular component: cell surface; focal adhesion; integrin alphav-beta6 complex. Gene Ontology annotation, biological process: cell-matrix adhesion; cell adhesion mediated by integrin; integrin-mediated signaling pathway. Gene Ontology annotation, molecular function: integrin binding. The coding region runs from base 274 to 2625 and encodes 783 amino acids. The transcript is spliced from 16 exons.
CUAUGCAUCAGUCCAGCAGUUGCUACGAUCAUUCAAGGCCGGAGUAAGCCUCCCUCUGCCCUCCACCAUGCGCAGGGGGAGCGAAAGUGUGUCAUACUCUGUAAGGCAGUCCGCUACUUUUGGUUUACAGUUACUUUGUUGAAGGGCCGCAGCGGAGUCCCAUGCUUCUCCCCGUUUCCCCCCACCCCGGAGCCAGACCUGGACACUUCAGCUGGGACAGCAUGGUAUCAGAGAAGCCCUCUGGAGUUGAGGCAAAAGCAACCGUGAAGACUAAUGGGGAUUGUACUUCUAUGCCUUAUUCUCCUGUACAAGGCCAGCAAUGUGGAAGGGGUAUGUUCCGCUGGUAGCGCGAUGACCUGCGACGAGUGCCUACGUCUCGGUCCACUCUGCUCGUGGUGUACACAAGAGAACUUCACAGACUUCUUUUCUGUCAGUCAAAGAUGCAAUACACCACAAUCAUUGAUGCAUAUGGGGUGUGCAGAGGAAUUUGUGGAGUUCCCUGUCACCAGCACACUUAUCCAUGAAGAUGUGCUUGUUGGGCAAAGGAAUGAUAGUGACAACUUUACCCAAAUGUCACCACAGAGAAUCUCACUUAAACUACGACCAGGCAGCAAGGUCACAUUCAAAAUCAAUGUUCAGCAAACAAAGGACUAUCCAGUGGACAUUUACUACCUGAUGGACCUAUCUGCAUCUAUGAUUGAUGACCUUGAGAAGAUCAAGGACUUGGGGUCCACUCUGUCCAAGGAGAUGGCCAAGCUGACCAGUAAAUUCCAGCUGGGCUUUGGGUCGUUUGUUGAGAAACCAGUCCUCCCUUUUAUUAAAAUCACACCUGCACAGCUGGAGAACCCUUGCAGGAGUGUUGAUUCUUACUGUUUGCCCACAUUUGGAUACAAGCACGUGCUGCCACUGACCAGCAGCGCAGAGAAAUUCAACGAAAUAAUCAAAAAGCAGCGCGUGUCCGCCAAUGAGGACCUGCUGGAGUGUGGUUUCGAUGCGAUUAUGCAGGCCGCGGUCUGUGGGGAUAAAAUCGGCUGGAGAAAUGACUCCAUGCACCUGCUGGUCUUUGUCAGUGACGCAGACUCACACUUUGGGAUGGACAGCAAAAUGGCUGGCAUUGUUGUCCCCAAUGAUGGGGAGUGCCACCUGGACAACAACAAUGAAUACUCCAAGGCCACAGUCUUGGAGUACCCAACUCUUGGCCAGCUCAUAGAAAAGCUGGUGGAAAAUAACAUACUUCUGAUAUUCGCUGUGACUGAAGACAAGAAGACCAUCUAUGAGAAUUAUGCCAAUCUCAUCCCUGGAGCCACAGUUGGAGUUCUUGAAUCUGACUCACAGAACAUUCUGGAACUGAUCAUGACUGCUUAUAAAGAGCUGCGGUCAGAAAUUGACAUGGAGGUCUUGGGGGACACGGAGGACCUUCAGAUUGGCUUCACGGCCAUCUGUAAUGACGGGACCGCCCAGCCUGGACAGAAACGCUGCUCCAAUGUGAAAGUGGGGGACACGGUGUCCUUCAACGUGACAGUGGAGCUCUUGGAGUGCUUCGGGAGCCCCCGGCACUUCUCCAUCAAGCCCGUGGGUUUCCACGACGCCCUGGAGGUAGAGCUGGAGGCCCUGUGCCGCUGCGACUGUCACCGGCGGCGGGCGGCCAACAGCAGCCACUGCGGCGAGGGCCGGGGGGCGCUGGAGUGCGGGACGUGCGUGUGCCAUGCCGGGUACAUGGGCCCGCGCUGCGAGUGCACCGAGGAGAGCCUGCAGGCCAGCGACUGCAGGGCCCACCCGGGGGCCGAGAUCUGCAGCGGGCAGGGGGAGUGCUACUGCGGCCAGUGCGUCUGCCACCCCUCCAGCUUCGGACGCAUCUACGGGACCUACUGCCAGUGCGACGACUUCUCCUGCCCCAGGUUCCACGGGAAACUCUGCGGAGGCCACGGGCACUGCAUGUGCGGGGAGUGCUCGUGCCACAGCGGCUGGACGGGGGAGUACUGCAACUGCAGCAGCAGCACGGACGCCUGCGUCGCCGAGGACGGCGAGCUGUGCAGCGGCAGGGGGAAGUGCGUCUGCGGGAGAUGCGUGUGCUCGGUCCCGGGGGCCUCCGGGGACACCUGCGAAAGGUGCCCCACCUGCGGGGAUUCCUGCAGCACCUCCAGGGGCUGUGUCGAGUGUCACCUCCAAGCAAAGGACUCUCCCGAGGAGUGUCACCACAAGUGCGGCGUCAUUCACACCUACGUCAACUGGACCACAGAAUACGAUGAGAGCCAGUCGAUCCUCUGUACAUUGAAUGGCGAGAACGACUGCCUCAUCUCUUUUAUCAUCACUCCUGGGCCACAUGGAAACACCGUCUAUGACCUCAAGCUAUCCGACUGUCCGGAGCCGCCAAACAUACCGAUGAUAGUGCUGGGAGUGUGCCUCUCCAUCCUCACCAUUGGAAUCAUUCUGCUGGGAAUAUGGAAGCUGCUGGUGUCCUUUCACGACCGGAAAGAAGUCGCUAAAUUUGAGGCGGAGAGGGCCAAGGUGAAGUGGCAGUCGGGCACGAAUCCACUUUUUAGAAGCUCAACAUCAACAUUUAAAAAUGUAACGUAUAAAAGCACAGGGAAACAAAAAGUUGACAUUUCAGUGGACAAAUACUGAACUUCCACACUGUAUUUGGUGAAUGUGUAUUCUGGAUUAAGAAGCUGAGUGCACUAGUUGGGCGUAUUUUCCCAACCUGUGCAGACUUGUGUACUGUAUGGUUGCACUGUGUGUUUUUGUGAAUAUCCUCAAUGCAUUACUUUACAACAGGAAAACAUUUUCCUUUCAGACUUACUGUGUUUUCAGGGAAAAUUCAGUUCAAAAGCAAUGAGAUAAUAUGUAUGCUUUUAUUCAAUGUGGAUUGUUCUAGAUUUUGCUGCUUGAAAAUGUAAAAAAAAAUACUACUGAUCAUAAUAUUUAACUGAACACUGGACUACUCUUAUUCUGUUGUUUUUGUACGUUUACAGUUUUACUUGGACGCAGUUACAGUACACUGAAGAUGUGUAAUUUUGGUUUGUUUUUAAGGAUUGUGAAAGUGAAAAUAUUUAGAAAUAUAAUUUGUUUUGUUUGUUUUCACGAGGCUGAGCCUUGAACUGUUUUACACUGUAAUUUUUUAUUUGGGCUAAUAAAGUUUACAUUGGCUGUU